AUGUUUUAUACAAUUCAACAACAAUUAAAAAUAUUUCUCAUAAUCAUAUGUUGCUGUUUCAACUUCAUAAUUGGAGGUCCUGAUCAACUUCGUUUGUUAGAAUAUUUAUUGAAUAAUAAACAUAAAUCAAUUGCACGACCUGUUCAAAAUGAUUCUCAUACAUUACUUGUUACUAUAAAUUUAGCUUUACAACAAAUUAUUAGCUUUGAUGGAAAAAACGAAGCUAUUAGUAUUAGUGGUUGGAUGACUAUCAUGUGGAAUGAUUAUAGUUUAAAAUGGAAACCAGAAGAUUUUGGUGAUAUUCAAACAAUACGAAUACCAAGUACACAAAUUUGGACACCAGACAUUUUUCUAUACAACACAGCUGAUGAAAAGUUUGAUACUACAGUGAAAGUCAAUGCCGUUGUACAACAUACUGGUGAUAUACUCUAUGUUCCACCAGUAUUGUUCAAAUCAAAUUGUCCAUUUGAUAUUGCUGCAUUUCCAUUUGUAAGAAUCAAUUUGACAGCAGAAAGUAAUAAAGGUCAAUUAGAUGCAUAUGUCACAAGUGCUGAAUGGGAUUUAGAAGGUAGUCAAUACGGAUUAUAUAUUGAUUUUCAUCCUAUUCAUUCUGUUUUAGACUUCUCUGCAACGAACAAUAGAACCAAAUAUGACUGUUGUCCAAAUAUAUAUCCAUAUGUAUUAUACACUAUUCGAAUGCGUCGACGUUCUCUUUAUUAUAUUACAAAUACUGUUGUACCUUGUUUUCUUAUCAGUUGUAUGACAAUACUCGGACUUUUAUUACCACCAGAUAGUGGUGAUAAAAUAAACUUGCAGAUUACAACUCUUCUAACUGUUGUUAUGUUCAGUUUACUUCUAUCAGAAAUUAUGCCACCAAGUUCAACUGCUAUACCAAUCAUUACCAUUUAUUUCAUGUGUGUUAUGAUCAUGUCAGUGGUUUCAGUUCUUGCAUCAGUAAUAGUAUUAUCACUUCAUUUUCGAAACUCGAAAAAUUAUACAAUGCCAUUAUGGGUUCGUAAAUAUAUUUGUAACUAUUUGGCAUGGCUAUUAUUUAUGAAACGUCCUGAUCAUGAUUUAAGUUGGCGUGCAAUUCGUCGGCGAUGGGCUUCUUCAAAACAAGAAUCGAGUAAGAUAGAUGAAUCAAUUGGCAAUGAUCAAUCUAAGAUUCCUUCGGAACCCUUGUUGAGUAACACAUUCGAAUUAUCACCAACCAACGCUAUGAAUACUGACAGAGAACCUUUAGAAUUCUUAGAAAACCGAGCAAAACAACGGUCAAGUUCGUCAUUAGAAUAUAGUGUACCUUCAGCAACAAAAACUCACCAUGCUCAUCAUCAUCGGAAUACAUACAACGAAUUGAAUAAAUGUGAUACAGAAAUGGUUCGUUCUGAGCUACGUUUUAUUGUUUCUCAACUUGGUAUCCUUACUAAUCAUUCUCGACAACAAGAGAAAGAAGAUGAUGAAUCUCAAGAAUGGAAAUUUGUGGCAAGGGUCAUUGAUCGUCUUUGUCUAGUGGUUUUUGUUACAUCCAUGACUAUUUUUACUUCACUAAUUUUUCUCCGUUUUUAA
This is a messenger RNA of Rotaria sp. Silwood1, 1566 nucleotides long. The record is from the annotation of a GenBank genome assembly. Lineage: Eukaryota; Metazoa; Rotifera; Eurotatoria; Philodinida; Philodinidae.